Molecule: messenger RNA, 1990 nt
Organism: Oncorhynchus masou masou (cherry salmon)
Lineage: Eukaryota; Metazoa; Chordata; Actinopteri; Salmoniformes; Salmonidae
Gene: foxd2
Product: forkhead box D2
Exons: 1
Coding region: 479-1591 (370 amino acids)
Biological process (GO): anatomical structure morphogenesis; regulation of transcription by RNA polymerase II; cell differentiation
Molecular function (GO): RNA polymerase II cis-regulatory region sequence-specific DNA binding; DNA-binding transcription factor activity, RNA polymerase II-specific
Source: RefSeq, a predicted model, not a curated record
GGAUACUUACUCCGUGCCUGUGGGUAAAGAUUUUCAUACAGAUAUACAACAGUAAAUUAACGACCUAAAAUACAAACGCAUGCAAGAAAGAAAUACUUAAUUAAUGAUUAAUGUACCUAUUAAUGAAUAAAGACAGCUUGUAGUGAACCUCAAGUAAAUAGCCUUACUGAUUUAUGACUUUUCCAUUCAAGUUUGGUUUUCCUGCGCUUGAAGUCAGAAGAGUUUCUUCCUCGGUGAAACGAACCAUAGCCCCCAUGCCAACUGGUUGGAGUGGCGUUACACCUGGUUACAAGCGCCGUCUUGCUCUCUUCUAUAUUCCAGUAAUGUUUCUAUGCAGCUCGUCGAAUUAAACAGGAGUUAACUGUGGUCCUCCGAGGAGCUGGAGAGUGCUAUACGCACGGACUGAGUACACCCAGCGUGGGAGCUGAAAAAACACAGUACGGAACGAGAGGGAGGAAGAGAACCAGUCUCUCCAAGGAUGACUCUAGGGACGGAUAUGUCCGACAACUCUGCUUUGUCUGAUGAUGUGGACAUAGAUGUGGUUGGGGGAGACAUUUCCGUUGGCAAGGAUGGGAAAUACCUUCAUCGCGAUUUCCUAGACAAUGACUCGGACGAUAAUUUGUCUCAGAACGCGGGAGAGAGGGGUUCCUCUCCCGGCCUCAGCAGCUCAGAGUGUCCGGCUGACCAGGUUGGAGUUGGUGGAGAUUCAGGGGCCAUGAUAGGAGAUAAGCCUGGUAAGAACGCUCUAGUCAAGCCCCCGUACUCCUACAUAGCCCUGAUAACCAUGUCUAUCCUCCAGAGUCCCAAGAAACGCCUCACUCUCAGCGAGAUCUGCGAGUUCAUCAGCAACAGGUUCCCGUACUAUCGGGAGAAAUUCCCUGCUUGGCAAAACUCAAUUCGUCACAAUCUUUCUCUCAAUGACUGCUUUGUCAAAAUCCCACGUGAGCCUGGCAACCCCGGAAAAGGCAACUACUGGACCCUCGACCCAGAGUCCGCCGACAUGUUCGACAACGGGAGUUUUUUACGCAGGAGGAAGCGCUUCAAGAGGCACCAAGCCAACGAAAUCCUCAGGGACGCCGGGGGGUUCCUGCCCGGGUUCGGAUACGGCCCUUAUGGGUACAACUAUGGACUCCAACUGCAGAACUUCCAUGCUCACAACCCUUAUCAUCCUCACCUUACAGCAGGCGCUUUCCCUUUCCAUAAUACACCUUGUGGACUCCCCUCGCCAGCCUCAAUAUUCCCCACGCCACAUCCCCUGCCCUCUCUAUUAGGGGCUGAUUUACGAAAGCCAUUCUACCCUCAACUAAGCCCUACCUUGCCCGGCCUGGCGCCUCUCAAGACGGACACUAACACGCCAAUUCGGCCUUCUUUCUCGAUAGACAAUAUAAUCGGUGCAGCUAACUCCGUGGCCUCCCCGUACAGCGCACAGUCGGGCAGCCACAGUCACAGUCAGGCUCAGAUCCUGGCCAUGUUGAACCCUGCACUCACCUCAGCUUCGAACCACUUGAACCUCUCGCAUGAAACCAUGCUUCAGCCUGGUUCACAGACAUUCUCCAGCAAAACUGCAAAUCUUAACAUUUGUCAUUUCUAAACUGGCAGCAAAAACAAAACUCGCAGAAAUCCUACCGGUUAUGGUUCUGUCGUCUUAUGUGAAGGUAGGAUAAACGUUCUUUGAGAAAUAAGAGUGUUGCUCUACCCCCCCCCCCCCUUUCUGAUCGGAGAGAGGAAAGUUAAAUGUAUAUUUAUGGAUUGUAAAUAUGUAUAGGAUACAAUAAAUGGAAGAAGCAUGAUGGUCAGAUAGCAAAUUCUAAGACAACAUUAAGUGUAUUCGUUGUCCUACGUUGGCCCAGGCCCUCAACUAUCUGAGCAAAGAUCCAGCUAUUUUAACACAAGUUAAAUGUCACGUAUCUCACUCUGUGGGGAAUAUUUAAUUGUUUCUUAACUAUAAUAGAGAUUUUAUUAUGAUUUGUAUUGUUAUAUAUAUAUAUAU